Messenger RNA from Penicillium vulpinum, 1320 nucleotides. Its product is annotated as putative Rad51 family DNA repair protein. Gene Ontology annotation, biological process: DNA strand invasion; double-strand break repair via homologous recombination. Bases 1 to 1320 code for a protein of 439 amino acids. Gene Ontology annotation, cellular component: centrosome; Rad51B-Rad51C-Rad51D-XRCC2 complex; replication fork. The transcript is spliced from 2 exons. Lineage: Eukaryota; Fungi; Ascomycota; Eurotiomycetes; Eurotiales; Aspergillaceae. Gene Ontology annotation, molecular function: four-way junction DNA binding. The record is from RefSeq and is a predicted model, not a curated record.
AUGGCAGCCAAUCUUGGGGAGAGAUCGCUAGCUGAUGUACACCAAGAGGGACUAGAUGAGAUACUCUCUGGAUUGAUCCAUUUUAAUACUGGUCACUCAAGCCAUGGCACGAAUUCAUUAGGCGUGCCCAUUGUGGACGCUUUGCUUGAAGUCUUCGCGGCAAAAGCAAUUGGUGUGUCAGGUGCUGUGAAUGAUGGACAACCUCAAUCUCCAAGUAUGUCUGUAGAGCAGCAGGCUGUUGAAGAUGAGGAAAUGCUGCUGCACAAUGAAUUCCUGGCUCAGCCGGAUGAAAUACACACAGUGCAAGACAUUGGUCCAUAUCCUAAUGUGCUGUUAUCAGACCCCAAGAAACAGCAAGUUCCUAUCGUGGAGAUUUCAAGCAGCCUGUCGGCCUCGGGGAAGUCCCAACUCCUGUAUUAUCUCACAGCUCUCGCCAUCUUACCACCAAAGUAUGGCGACAUCUCGGUCAGUGGCCAAGAGGCAGCUGUGGUGUUCAUAGAUACCGACAACCGAUUCGAUGCCGAAAGACUAAGAACUGUGGCUCGGGGUAUCGUACUGCAGCAGCGAGGACUAUCUAAUCGAGCUCAACCAGGAGGAACGUCAGAUCUUGACUUAUUGCUCGUCUCUUCACUACAGCAUGUCCAUGUCUUUCGUCCACAAUCUUCGUCCGGUCUUUUGGCCACAAUUCACACGCUAGAAUCAUAUCUUUUCAACCUCUCGCGACAUUCUUCCGCAUCACGUCCCUUACAAAUGAUCGCCAUUGACAGUGCCACCGCUUUCAUCUGGCAAGACCGGCUGCGUGACGAAGUCGCUCGGACUGAAGAAAUUGGGCGCCCCCAAGCAGAAAUUGAUUCUGAGCGCGAGCAAAACCAGAGUUUCCAUUUGUCCGACCUCUAUAACGAGAUGGUGAAGGAGCUGAAACGUCUCCAGAGUCGGUUCCAGUGUGCAAUUGUGUAUUCCGCAACGGUUUCAGGGGGUCGGGCUUCCGGCCCUGGUCACUACGACCAGUCCCAGGCUCGUGUUCCAUCGCUGAGGCCUGCUCUUCCUACACCCUGGGGUACCUUUCCAACCUUGCGUCUGAUUGUCCACCGGCCUUCUGUUCGCCCAUUUCCACCGAGCAUGGCAGCCCAUGCAGCCGUGAAAGACGCCUCUUCACGACAGAGCGUGGUUCAGCAAGGGAAGAUAUCGGCAUGGGUCAAUCCGUGGGGAUGCAAUGAAUGGCCCCGUCGCAUAGUUGAAGCAAUCGAGGCGAACAAUGGUGGGAGUUUUUCAUUCUACAUGGGCGACUCGGGGGUUGAGAUAACCGAUCCUCAUCAUUAA